This is a messenger RNA of Aspergillus fischeri NRRL 181, 1263 nucleotides long. RefSeq names its product polysaccharide lyase family 1 protein (gene plyC). The record is from RefSeq and is a predicted model, not a curated record. Bases 1 to 1263 code for a protein of 420 amino acids. Lineage: Eukaryota; Fungi; Ascomycota; Eurotiomycetes; Eurotiales; Aspergillaceae. The transcript is spliced from 4 exons.
AUGAAGCUGUCUGCACCUCUUCUCGUCAGUUUAGCAGCUUUCUCACAAGCUGUCACGGCGCUGGUCGCAUUUCCUGGCGCUGAAGGUUUUGGCGCCGAUGCGAUCGGCGGCCGCAAAGGCCAAGUCUAUGUCGUUACCAACCUGAAUGAUUCCGGAACAGGUUCGCUACGAGAUGCUGUUUCUGCGACUGAUCGCAUCGUUGUCUUUGCAGUCGGAGGCGUGAUUAAGAUCUCCGAGCGAAUCGUGGUUUCGAAGCGUGUGACCAUACUGGGGCAGACCGCGCCUGGAGACGGCAUCACAGUCUAUGGAAAUGGCUGGUCUUUUUCUAAUGCGGAUGAUGCCAUUGUGCGAUAUAUUCGGAUUCGCAUGGGUAAGGGCGGCUCCUCAGGCAAGGACGCCAUGGGCAUCGCCGAAGGAAAUAGGAUGAUCUUCGACCACGUUUCAGUGUCGUGGGGACGCGACGAGACAUUCUCCAUCAAUGGAGAUGCUAGCAACAUCACGGUGCAAAACAGCAUCAUUGCACAAGGUCUGGAGACCCAUUCCUGCGGAGGAUUGAUUCAGACCGACGGUGGUGUGUCGUUGUUCCGCAACCUGUACAUCGAUAACAAGACGCGCAAUCCCAAGGUCAAGGGCGUGAACGAGUUUACGAACAAUGUCGUGUACAACUGGGGCGGUGGCGGUGGAUACAUCGCUGGAGAUUCUGAUGGUCAAUCUUACGCCAAUAUCAUUGGCAAUUACUUUAUCAGUGGCCCUUCGACAUCGGUGACGGCGUUUACUCGUGGCAAUGCAAACUUCCACGGAUACGUCGACAACAACUACUAUGACCCUGAUAAGGAUGGGCAACUGGACGGCUCUGAACUCGGCGUGUCGUCGUCGAACUACGGCGGCAUGGCAAUUGUGUCGUCUAAAUACAACUAUCCAGCGGUGGCCUACACCAUGAGCCCAGCUGAGGCCGUGACCUACGUGACCAAAUAUGCCGGAGCAUCCAAGGUUAGGGAUAGUGUCGACACGCAGCUGAUCGCGCAAGUACAGUCCUGGGGCACAAAGGGUGCUCUGAUCUCCGAUGAAGCGACUAUGGGAGGGCCAGGUACUCUGAAUGGAGGCACUCCUGCGAAGGAUACUGAUGGGGAUGGAAUCCCUGAUGAAGCGGAGAAGCAGCUGGGAACAGAUCCCAACACCAACGAUUCUAUGAAACUGCAUAGUAGUGGCUAUACCUAUCUGGAGGUGUGGGCCAACUCGUUGGUUCCGUCCACCUACCAUUGA